AUGAAGUUGCUUCCACUCUUGGCCCUCUUCGGCCUCGCCAUGGCUACCGCUAUUCCCAAAGACUCGGAUGACGAUUGUGAAUGCCCCGUCAACGGCACUCUGUCUCCCACGUACGUGUCGACCAACGCCUUCUAUGAGAUCAGCGAGAAGCACCCCAACAAGCACUUCUAUCCCUCGCUGAGGGCCAAGGUGACGCCGAACGACCUUUGCUUCAUCACCAACCUCGAGCUGCCCCCGUCAGCUUCCGGCAAGACCUGCACGCUCGUAUUCCUGCUCCCGACGAAAGACCAGGCCAAGCAGUCGUACUCCUUCUCGGGACCGGGCCACUUUACCUUUACUGGCUACGCCACCGGCGUCGGUGCCAACGACACGACCACCUACAACAACCAACCCGCACCGGGUCCGAGCCCUCCCGCCCCUCCGGAGAUUCUGCCCGGCAACGCCUACACCAUCUUCUCCGGCCCCUGCGACAUUCCUGAUACUGAUACAAUAACCACCGUUAGCGGUAGCCUCUGCAGCGCUGACACCACCCUCAAGUUCACGCAGAGCGAGGGCGGCCCUGGCUGCCCAAUUGGCUUCUUCGUUGAGCUUACUUGA
Messenger RNA from Diplodia corticola, 597 nucleotides. Its product is annotated as gpi anchored cell wall protein. NCBI's taxonomy places the organism in Eukaryota, Fungi, Ascomycota, Dothideomycetes, Botryosphaeriales, Botryosphaeriaceae. Bases 1 to 597 code for a protein of 198 amino acids. The record is from RefSeq and is a predicted model, not a curated record. The transcript has 2 exons.